Molecule: messenger RNA, 1401 nt
Organism: Nipponia nippon (crested ibis)
Lineage: Eukaryota; Metazoa; Chordata; Aves; Pelecaniformes; Threskiornithidae
Source: RefSeq, a predicted model, not a curated record
AUGGCGGCAGAGGGAGGAAAACAUGUUUCGAAGCUGCCGAUGAUCCCGCCAGCUUCGUAUUUUCAGGUGAGCGGCCCUGCAGGACACACCCGCUCCUCUUGGCGGCGUCUGCAGAGGCCCUGCCGCGGGCCUCGCUGCUCGUCUCUGAAAUGGCCGCCCCGUCUACCCCUGCCUCUCCCCCGCCCCAGAGGCGGUGCUGCCCGCGGGGCUGCGGGCCCGGGCGGCCGCUGUCGUCCUCCGUCGUUCGCGGCAGACAUAUCAAUACCUGACGUGUUCUAUACAGUUCGCUACAGAGAAAAGGAUAAAGACAAGAAAUGGGUUUUCCAGCUUUGCCCAGUUACAGAGACGGUGGUGGACAAUCUGAAGCCAAACACAGUUUAUGAAUUUGGAGUUAAAGACAAUGUAGAGGAUAGUAUUUGGAGCAAGACUUUCAAUCAUAAGACAGUCCUGUCUAAUAAAAAAGUAAAUGGACAACUCCAGAAUAUGUACAAGUUGGUACCUAAUUCCCAAACCCAGCUUACACUGCGUGAUAAUAAGAAGUUGGUCCCUGUCACAAUAAUCAAACAAGUUAUUCAAAAUCGGACGCAGUCAAAAACUUCAGAUAGUUCUUCUCUGCCAGGAGCAAUCUUAGUGCACCUCAUUGUUCCAGGUCUCAAUGAAACUCAGCAGAAACUUCCUCCUCUCCUGACAGUAGAUGACAUACCUCAAGCAUCCAGGAAAAAACUGGCUAAGAAUGAAACUGGAGUAUGGCCUGCUGAAUCCAAAACACCAGAAGUUCAAGAAAUCUCUCCACAGUCCCUCCCAGCUCAGGCUGAGAAAAAACAUGGACCUGAGGAAUUUAAAUCAACGCCUAAACCCGAAUUGGUGCAAACUCAAAACAUACUGGCUCCAAAGGAGACUCAACGUAUUCCUUCUAAACCUAAAACUUCACCCAAACCUCAUAUCCCACAGGCCAAAGAUGUUCCAAAAGAAACACAGCGUGUUCCCUCCAAACCUAGAACAUCACCAAGCUCAGAGGUGUCACAAACCAAACCUGUUCUGGAACCAGUUACGUUUAGAACUGAGAAACCAAAGUCAACAGUAGCUCCUAAAGAUACACAUCAUGGGCCUUCCAAACCUAAAACAUCACCCAGUCCACGGGUUCCUCCAACUAGAGCAAGUCCAAAAGAAAGUCGGCGAGUCUCUUCCAAGCCCAGAGCAUCACCAAGUCCAGAUGUACCACACACAAAACCAGCUCCUAAAGAACCACAACAUACUCCCUUUAAACCUAAAGCAGUUCCCAUCCCAGAUGUUCCACACAGCAAGCCUGAAAUUAUUCCAACCUUCCAUGAACCAGAUACUACUAUGAUUCCUCAUAUUCCUGAAAGAACAAAGGCAACAUUGGGAAUUCCAACUGAUUGA